Messenger RNA from Diabrotica virgifera virgifera (western corn rootworm), 12942 nucleotides. Its product is annotated as actin-binding LIM protein 3. Gene Ontology annotation, cellular component: actin cytoskeleton. Lineage: Eukaryota; Metazoa; Arthropoda; Insecta; Coleoptera; Chrysomelidae. Gene Ontology annotation, molecular function: actin filament binding. Gene Ontology annotation, biological process: lamellipodium assembly; cytoskeleton organization. The transcript has 15 exons. The record is from RefSeq and is a predicted model, not a curated record. Bases 190 to 2481 code for a protein of 763 amino acids.
UGGUUAUAUCAAUCAUUUUAAUCAUUUAAUUAACACCAUUUAUGGGCUCGCCCAAAUUUAUAAUUUGCCGUUUUCCCGUAAUAUAAAGUAGUAAUUGAUAUUAAAUAACAAUAAAGAAACUGUUUGAUAUUGUGAAACUGUGCUGUGUCGAAGAAAUACUAAAACCGACAGGAUAUAAAGUUCUAAAAGAUGGGGAAAACAUAUUGCCAGUCAUGUAAAAAGAAAUGUUCGGGGGAGGUUCUUAGGGUUCAAGACAAGUAUUUUCAUAUGCAUUGUUUCAAAUGUAAGGUGUGCGGCAGUUCCCUAGCAAAGGGAGGAUUCUUCUCCAAGGACGGCGAAUACUACUGUACAACUGACUACCAAAAGAAUUUUGGAUCAAAAUGUGCUGUGUGCAAUCAAUAUGUGGAAGGAGAGGUAGUAACUGCUUUAGGGAAAACUUACCAUCAAAAAUGCUUUACUUGCGAUAGGUGUAAGCAAAGCUUCCCAUCAGGAGAGAAAGUUACGUACACCGGCAAAGAGGUGCUUUGUCCAAAAUGUGUUCAAAUACCUACCCAAAACGCCACUCCAAAAAGUAGUCCAACUACCAAUAGUGCCAACGAGUGUGCUGGAUGUAAGGAAGAAUUGAAAGAGGGCCAAGCUUUGGUGGCUUUAGAUCAGCAAUGGCAUAUUUGGUGUUUCAAAUGCACCACUUGUGGUACCGUACUACAUGGGGAGUAUAUGGGUAGAAAUGGAGUUCCGUAUUGCGAAAAGGAUUACCAGAAACAAUUUGGAGUCAAAUGUGCUUACUGCAAUAGAUUCAUUAGUGGAAAAGUUUUGCAGGCUGGAGAUAAUCAUCACUUCCAUCCAACUUGUGCCCGUUGUACGAAAUGUGGGGAUCCAUUCGGUGACGGGGAAGAGAUGUAUCUUCAAGGUGGAGCCAUUUGGCAUCCUCGUUGCGGACCUGGUCCAACUGAAAACGGAGAAAUCCUUAAUGGUACUGGCGAAGUUACCAAUGGUAACUGCACCGACACCGAUAUGUCAAUUAAAGAUUACGACCGGCAUAGUACGUCUGGUGCUAGCGAGUUGCAGUUUUCCAUGAGAUCACGUACUCCUAGCUUGAAUGGUUCAUUGUAUAGCCCCACAAGCAUGUCUAGAAAGAUGUUUGGUUAUCGUUCUCCAUCACCAGGAUUGAUAUUAAGGGAUCAUAAUAAAUCAGCCCAUUUAGCCGAUGAUAUAUCAAGAAUAUACACGUACAGUUACCUUACGGAAGAACCCACUCAAGGUUAUCUUAGAAAACCAAUCGAUCCGUACGACAGGGCUCCUACAUCUCCGCAUUUUCACAGACCGACUUCUCAAAACUCUCUAAGAAGUAGUUCGGGAUCGGGAAGAAGGAGCACUUCGCGGACAGCAAUGAAAGUUCUGGUCGACUCGAUGCAUACGGAUGUACCAAGACCCAAAUCGCCCCAUAUGAAUAACGAAGAACCCAUAGAAUUGGCUCAUUUCCCCGGAGCUAAACCACCUCAGCCAGGCGAACCUACGAAAAUAGAGCGUGACGAUUUCCCGGCCCCUCCGUAUCCGUAUACAGAUCCAGAGCGCAGGAAACGCUGGUCGGAUUCAUAUAAAGGUGUCCCGUCUGACGAAGAUGAGGUAGAUGAUGCCACUGCGAGAGAAAUUCAAGAUCAAAAAUUGAAGAAAGAAGAGAAUGAAUUAAGUAAAAUAGCGAGUGGAAUAGGAAAAGUAUUUUUAAAAGAAGUUCAAGAACGGGAAAAAUAUAAACAAUGGAAAGCAGCUAACCUUGACCCUAGGAACGCUUCCAGAACUCCAUCUGCAAAGAAAGAGCCUAACUAUAGCUUUAGAUAUGAUAACCCAAUUGGUGCAAGCCCUUCUAGGAACUUAGACCAUCAGAGACCCUUCGACGAUGACGAUUUUGAUAGGUCUUUGAGCUGUCGUUCAUCUAUGGGUCGAUCUAUAGGUGCUAUACCAAAUUACAAUGUAGUAUCAGCGUUACGAACGGUACCUAAACCUGGUUACGGGCUCAAAUCGUCCACUCUAUCCAGUAGAAAUGAAUUUGGUGAUUAUUCAUUUAGUGGAAUGGGUACUAAAACUUAUAGUACUGACUUCAGUUGCGGAAAGUCUGAUAUUUCAACCGGGUCCAUAACCGAUGUCGAACGACGUGCUAUGAAUUGCGAAAUGCCAUUAUCGACAACGUACACUGGUGGUUUAGGCCGAUAUCCCACUGGUGGUUAUGCUUCUCAACAGGUGCGACGCUCUUUACCAAAUAUGGCUCAUUCAAUACUGAUAAAUGAACCAGCAAAAAUUUAUCCUUACCAUUUACUAGUAGUUACUAACUUCAGAUUGCCUUCCGACGUCGAUAGAUUAAACUUAGAGAGACAUCUGUCAGAUCAAGAAUUUGAGGCGUUAUUACAAAUGGCAAGGUCAGAUUUUUACCGGUUACCACAAUGGAAAAGGAACGAAAUGAAACGGCGCAUGCGCCUCUUUUAAUAGAAAUCAAGAAAUUAAAUACAUGUUUAGAAAUAAUACGGUGCUGUAAAGAAAGUAUGAAUGAUUUUCAAUGCAGAAUGCACAGGAAUCCUAAUUUUACUUAAAGAAAAACUGAACUCAAAAGAAAUGUUAUCUAGAAUAAAAUUGGCAUAUUGGAUAAUUUCAAAAACAUAUAUAAUAUUUGAUGUACAAAAAGACAUAAUAAAAAUGUGAGCCAAUAAUCAACAUAUAAAAAAAUAGAGCAAAAAAUAUUCCAUUAAAUUUAAAUUUUUCCUUGUGCUUUUUCAAGUACCUUCAUUCACUACCGACCAUGCUAGUAGAGUAUUAUAGACUAGUUGAUAUGUUUCAUAGUUUACAAGUAUGACAGUUUUUCUUUAUAUUUAUUAGUAUAGACAUGCAUUUAAUGCAAUAUUGAAAAUCAUUUUUAUAGAAUUUUAAAAGAAACUAUCUUUAAUGCGUACGCUUUGCCAACUGGAUCUUCAACUGCAAAAGCAAUGGUCACCCUGUUCCUUCCUUUUAUUGUUUUGUUUAGAGUUUUAUUCAGCUAUGCUUAAAGAAAUACAAUUAAGGCAAAUGGGUUGCUUGUAUACAAAUAAAUAUGAUUGGUGUCUCUAUAAAGUUGAGAGUAUGUGUGUCACAGGUGCGGAGGCAUUCGUCACACUUUGAAACCCUUUUUUUAAUCGAUUGUUCACGUUGUGAUUAUCAACAUAUCUUGGAAAAUCAAAUUUUUAUCAAAUACAUCCAACAAUCUUAGCUAUCUUUACCCCUAUUUUAUCGUCUGUCCUUAACUAAAAAUAUAGCCUGGCGCGAAGCUUCUAUUAAUAAUCUAUCAUUAUACAAGUUUUCACGAAUAUUUACGAAUUCUUUAAUACACGACAUGGAUAUUAGUAUGAAUUAUUUACAAUCCACGAAAAACCAAUAAUUGGUAUUGCCCACUGAUUACCAUUGGUUAGUGCCCUGUAAAUUGUUGUUCAAUCCCUUUAAAUUAUCAUCAAAUAUUAUAUCAUUUCUUAUUCGUAAAUAUUUCCUUUUCUCCAUCACAUUCUCUCUCACCCCUUUCUUUUUCUCAUCGCCCUCUCUGUCUUAUCUAUCUUUCUCUCUCUCCAUACUCUCUGUCCUGGUUUACUCACCUGGCUACCCAAUCCAUUAUUCAUAGAAUUUGUGAUAUCUUAUAGUUACGAUCAUGGGAAAUUAUAAUAUUCUUUUGUGUGCCUAUUCUGGUGAUGGUGCCUAUCUCUGUGGAUGUUUGCAAUCUCUUUGGUCCAUGUGACUUUGUUGACGUGUCAUCAUAUUUUUCAGCCCCGAUGUCGUUUGUCGCAAUAAGUUAUUUUAAUUAUCUGAAUUAGUUGGUACUUCUUGUUGGACACUCUAAGUAUAAUACCUUUCUGAUUUUCUUAGUACAUAUUUCUUCAAAUUUUUUUGCACAUUAGAUCAUGUUGUUAUUUGUGACAUAAUGAAACUAUGCAAUUCUGAGCAAAGCAGCAAUAUCACCACAUUUCGAAGUUUUGUAGUCGUUCAGAUGUUACCUUUGUCAAGGUCCAGGCUUCUCCUCCUUAUAAAAGGAUGGAAAACAACAUCGGAAGACUUGUAUUCUUGUAUCAAUGUUCAGCUGCAUGUUACAUAGGGUCUUUCUGAGGCUAUAUCUUAUAAAGAUGUUUGAAUUUCCAUGUCAGUGUGUACCAAAAAAAUUUCUUCGAACUGUAAGGGCCGGUUUUUCGAACGCUAAUCAAGAAGUUGAUUAUAAUUAAGUCCCAUUAACAACCAUCAAAUAACAACACCCCUCAUUCGUUCGUCAAUCAGUUGAUUGUAAUCAUUUAUGUUAAUUAUCAUUAUCAUUAUGAUAAUUAACAUAAUUGAUUAAUAAAUCUCAUAAUUAUAAUCAAUUAUGUUUUCAGCAACCCUAACAAAGUUGACAUUGACAGUUGGUGAUAGUAAUUAAAUAUUUGAUAAUGAUCAGUUGAUUCCAUUUUUGAUUAGCGUUCGAACAACCGGCCCUAAAUGUUGUAUUUGUGAGAUUCUUAUUUGCACCUAUCAAUUGUUCAUCAUUGUAUACAAGCAAUUAUUUCAGCAGUGAUUCUGAUGUGUGUAAGUAAUAAGUACAAAUCUGUUCAUAUUUUUCAUUUUCUGUGAUAGUCUUGUAAUACGAUAUAUGGUUUCUAUGUGAAAAGUGCAAGUUGCAGUAGUUUGGUACGAAUUUUCAGGUGAAGUUCUUUAAAAUAGUUGAAUAAGACCAAACAUUAUACUUAUUUUUCUUUGCCAUAGGUACACUUUAAGACGUAAUGGUACUAUUUAACAUUGUUUGGAUGUAUAUUUUAUCAUAUUUAUUUUCUUUUUUUAUAUAUAUAAUACAGAGUAAUUUACGAUACCGAUAUUAUCGUACUAGCGUUAUUUAUCCUAAGUGACGUUUAAAAAAAUAUAUUUUAAUAUUUGACUUUAGUUAGAUGGAUAAAUAUCAGUCCUUAUGUGUUUACGUAAAAAAUAGUAUUAUAUCUUAUAGUGUUUUAUCUGUAUACUGUAUUUAUUAAUGGUUGUCAGUACUUCAAUAUGUACAAUACAAUCUAUAUCCGGGUCGAAGGACCAAUGUAUGCCCUGUCAAUCAUUAAAAAAUAUAUUAUAAAGUAAUUUAAUUUAAAAUUUCAUUUAAUAGCAACUCCUGUUUUAUACUUAGUUUAUGGAUAUUAUCUAACCUUUUUAUAUAAAAAAUAAUACUGCAAAAUAUUUAAAUUCCCAAAAACUGAACAGUUUUAAUUAUAACAUUUGAUAAGGACUGAAAUUUAUACAUCAACUAUAGAUAUGUAAUUAGAGUAGAAAAACUUUUGGAAAGAAUUUGACGAGAAAAACAUUUUACUUUUCAAUUGAUAUAAGGCAUUCGCCAAAUUUGCAGACCGAAAGGGCUUAUCUGGAAAGCAAAAAACCCAAAGGACGAUUUCCAGGUAAGCUUAAUUAUGGAUUUACACUGGAUUUGCUUUUUCUACCGUUUUGAGGCUAUAUAUUCACUUUAUUUUAAAUAUGGUACCCGAUAGACAAACGUACUACAUUUAAAUUUUUGAAGGUAAAAAGUACAAUUUCAGGCAGCCCGUAUAUAAUACCUAAAGAACUAUUUUGGCAGGUUUUUUUUUUAUUUAAACGUAAUUUAAUAUAUUAUUGUUAUUGGCUAAAUGUAUAAAAAUGUUGAUAAUUUAUUCUUAAAGUAUAAUCGUCAAUUAUUCUGUAUAUUUGUGUUGUUUUUCUUUAUAUUAUAUAAUAUAUUCUUUUAUGUAUUCUUAUUUACAUAGUUUUACGUGACCUUUAUGGAAGUGCUUAAAGAAUAGUUGUAAAAUAGGUUAUUUUUCCAAAGUGAAUCCAAAAAAUGAAGUGGUCCGAAUCUCAGUGCUGCGAAGAUUCUGUUUCGUUUAAUAAAGUGAACUUCAGUGCUAGCCAAAAGUCCCCUCCCCCUUGUAUCUUUUGAACGGUUAUACUUAUAAUGGGGAAAUUUGGAGGGAGGAAAUAAACGGACGUGGGCUUCUCAAAUAGUCAUAACAGGUGACCUAAUAGUCAUAAAUGACGUUACACAGCCAAUGUGACCGACAAUUUUAAAUGGGACCUUAUGGCAAGUUAUAUCUCGUUUGAAAGGUAUUGAAAAUACCUAUCUAUCUAAUGUUGUGAGGUCCUGAGAUCGAGCUGGCCAUUCUCAGGGUGUCCCCGAAAAUACUGCGUUCCUUAAAGGUAUAGGUAGAAGGCUCAAUGUAGAGCAAAAAACCUUGAUAACAUUUUUUUCUAAAUUGAGCAGUUUGACCAAAAAACGAAAAUACAUUUUGAUAUGCAAAUUGAAGUCUGGCAACAACGCGCAACUUAAAAAUCUAAAGAUUAAAAAAGUAGGUUUGUAGGUCAGUUGCAUCUGGUAGGUAAAAUAAUGUAAAUAUCAACCAAACCCAUAUCCAUUAUUUUGCAGGUAGGUACCUACGAUGUCAACAACCCCAAAAAUCAUACCUCAAAGUAAAUAAACAGGUUAAAUUACAGGGUAUUAGGUUAAAUUUCCACAGUCACAGCAAGUUCUUCUAGGCUACGUUGCCAUGUCAUUCAAAUUUAUGAAAAUAAAAAUUCACUUGUAUGGAGAACAAUGUAAUUUUUUCUUGGAAACGGUUAACUUUAGAAAAAAAUGUUAUAGGACUUUUUUGUUCUAAAUUGUGUAUUAAAUCCAUACCUUAAAGGAACGCACUAUUUUCGGGGACACCGGACACCCUGUGUAGAACCUGGUUGUCCAAUCCAUCUACCACGAUAUUUCUCAUCUAGGUAACGUCUUACCUCUAGAUACACUUCAGUGGUUAAGUUAGCAUUGAGAAAAACAGGCCCAACUAUGUGGUUUCCCAAAUACCUACCCAAGCAUUUACUUUUCUGUGAAUUGAGUAUGUUUUUCAUGAAACACGUGAGGAUCUGUGUCACUCCUAAUACCCCACAUUGUGUGUUAGCAUUUCCAUUGAAGGAAAUGUACUUUCGUCACUAAAACAAAUUGUUUUUAUGUAAUCUGACUGUUGGUUAAUUUGAUUGGACAUAUUUUCACGGAAUUCUAGUCUUCACUCGGCCACUUUGAUGAUUUCACAGAUAGAACAACUUAAGCUAUAGAAGAAGACCAUUUCUGCAAUGAUGUCAAUUUUUUGUCAUCACUAAUUGUUGGUUGAUCAGAUCGUUUGUUAUCUCGAACACUACCUGUUGCUUCAAACUUCCGAAGGAGCUCCCUUAAACAAGUCCUCGAUAUAGGGCGAUCGGGUUACUGACACAGCUGCUACAGUACGUACCAUUCUGCUUAUUAAAUAUUUAAACGGCUCGUUAAACAGUAAUUAAACUAAAUAUUCAAGGUAUAAACACUUUUGUAAAAACUUAGGAAAGUAAAAACAACUAGAGAAUUGAAAAACGUUAACUUUUUUGACAAAUAUCCAGGGGCGGACGUUAGAAUCUGUAUUUAGUUAAAUACGAAACCAUAAUUUUGGUAUUUAUUUAAUUUAUUCAUCAAAUCAGCUUACACCCAAACCAAAUUGUAUUAUUGUAUAGGUAUGUUCAAACUAGAUACCACUUGCUAUAAGAUCCCAUUUAAAACUAUCAACCACAGUGGUUCUGUAACGUCCUCUACCACUAUUACGUCACCAGUUAUGACUAGUUGAUGAGCCUACGUCCGCUUAUUUCAUUCCUCCAAAUUUCACUAUUUGAAGUAUAACCGUGCAAAAGAUACAAGGGGAGGUGACUUUGGCUAACACUUAAAUGGGUCUUCAUAUUGCUGAGAUUCGGAAUAUUUAGAGUGUAAAAUGUGUGGUUAACUAUAUCUUUAAGAAUUGAAGUGUAAAACCCACAGUUUUUUUGAUUAGUUGUAUUUAACCAUUUUUCCUGUCUCUAACAACGAUUCAUCUUGCCUUUUUUACUCUUUAUAUAAAAAAUAUAAGUACCACCGUAACUGAUGGUAAAAGGUAUAGUUAACUUUAUAGUUUACGUAUGUACUGUAUAUAGUAAGUCAAUGAUAUUGAUUAAGGUCUCUAACGGAAACUGAACGGCUACAAAUGGUGUUGAAUGACGACAGAAACUCCAGUCACUAAAUUUCAAAUAAACACAGAUGAUGAGGCAACUUGAGGCACAACAAAUCUAGACAACUGGUAACGGACAAUUCGUAACAGCGACAGUUCGUAACGGCGAUAGUUUUAUUCUGUUUAUUUUUGUUAACGUGGAAACUAACUGUUAUUACAGUUAUAAUUAAAAUUAUGUUUAUUAAUUUAACGAAUCAGUACCGGGAUAAAGAUGUUAACACAUUUUAUGUUUCGUGUUUCAGACUAUAUUAAAAGUCUUUAAACACAAACAAAUAUUUAAAUACAUACAAAUUUUAACAAUAUUUUUUAAAAGUUUAACCCUCUUAUUGUUCCUUAUAUUUGCAUAUACCUAGACAAAUGCAUAAUGAAGUAAUUCGUGAAAUAUUUAAGCCAACAACCGUCUUUAGACAUUCCCAAUUUUCUAGUAAACAUUUUGUAAAGGAAAGAUUAUAAUUACCUGUUAUUAUAAACCUUGUGAUUGGUUAUAGCGAUGGGGUAUUCAAUCAACGGUUAUAGUUGAUAUGAGGGAUGGCUUUUAAUAUGGUUUAAAUACUUUUAUUAUAUUUUGAAACACGAAAUAUGAAAUGCCUUAAAAAUGUUUAUCCUGAUACUGAUUCGUUAUAUUGAUAAACAUAAUUUCAUUUAUAAUUGUAUUAACAUUUAGUUUCCACGUUCAAAAAUAAAUAGAAUAAUUCAAUUUGGACGUUACGAAUUUGUAUAGUUACGAAGUGUCGCCGUUACGAACUGUCGCUGUUACGAACUGUCGCGUUACGAGAUGUCAUGGAAUCGGUUUUGAUGUCCGUAUCACAAGGUUGGAAUAAACUUCAAUCGAAAAGCUUAUUUGCAAAGUGUAAGGUCACAGUGUGUGUCAAACGAAAACUCUCAAUUUUUCGAGAUAAUCGAAAAAAACACUUACGCUACUAAAAAAUGGUCGAACUUUUUAAAAUCGAUUUAAACUUUCCUGCUCCAAUUAGCUUCCUCAGAAAAGUGCGCAUGCCGAGUUAAAUGUUUAACCGUUCAAACAGCGCAAGCGCACAAGAAGCUCAAUUUGUCAAUGUUCAAGUUAAAUAUUGUAUGGGAUUACACCAGUUAAUUGCAAUAAACAUUACAUUUUACAUUUGUUUUCGGCGCUUUGUAGCAGCCAAUUUGACAGUUGACUUGUACUCGACCUUGUAGACAAACAGCAAUGUUGUGACUUCAUGUUUCAGCCACACUUGUCUUCGUUCGUACUAAAUCCAUGGUUGUGCUAAAUCAACUAAGUAAUUUACAAUAGUCAAGGUUGUACCGUUAGAGAUCAAUUAUCGAUAUCUUUUACAACUUUGGCAGUAUAUGUUAUAUAUUUUAUUUUAUAUAAGUAGAUUUGUUUCAAAACUAUUGCAAUAAAAGUUGUGCUUCAGAAUAAGCUAAUAGAAAAUGGCUUAUAUAAUGUUCCUGCUGUGAAAGCAUCACAUUUUUAUAUCACUUUUAUUAUUUUCUUUUUUGUGUAAGUUAUUUUCUACUUAAUUUUGAAUGCAGCGCUUAUUUAUAAUUUAAGAUAAAAAAUAAAAAGAAAAGAUCAUGGAAAUGGUACAAUAAAUAUAAUUGAUACAGAGUAUGGGAAAUUCUUAAAGAAUAUUAGUCCCAAUGUAUCACCUAAUCUUCGUAAAUAUUGUUCAUUGUACUCAUUAUUUUUUUUACUUCUAGUCCUUUUUUUCUUGUUGUAUUUGAAGAGAAUAAAAUUUGAUCUUUCACUUUUGUUUUUCAUUGCAGUCUCCAUUUUGCUCAAUACAUUAAUUUGAUAAGAGGUUUUUUUAACGUUUUUAUGCUUUCCGAUAGCAAUUUAUUUCUAUUUCCUCAAAAUAUUGUAAAAUUUCAGCUAUAACCAGCUUCGUUUGGAAACAAUAAUCACACGGAGCUAAAUCUGGCAAUUACAGUGAGUGAUUUAUCAAUUCCUAUUCCAAUCCCGGUAGUCUUGGCCCUCUUCGAUGAACCACUAUUCUUUCUUCGUAAUAUUGUUUUCAAAUGAACUUUAAGACUAUAUUUCACAUCUGCCAGAUUUUGUUGACGGCUCAUUUAUGACGUUCUGAUAUUUCUGUUUUUUUUUUUCGUCCCAUUUUUUAUACUUUUAACUAACAGUUACUAACAGCAAGUAUAUCUUGAAAGCUUGCUAUCAGAAUUGUUGAAAAAAAAACAUUUUCUAGUAUAUUUUUAUUUAAACAGUAAAAUAGUAUCACAUGUACUGCAAAAGUUAUAGUUGUAUAAAUUAUCUAGAAAUAGCUGUCUAAUGAUUAUUGCAUAUUAAAUCUUUAAAAAUCAGAAAAAUAGCUUUUGUUAUAUUUAUUUUUCAUUUAUUAACCGCAAGAUGGAGCCAGAGUAAAGUUUAAAAAUAAUUCGCUAUACGUAGAAACCUAUAAUUUUAACGCGAAGUAUAGAAUAUCGUAUUUUUUAUUAAAGAGUUUUGUUCAGAAAAUAGUAAAAUAUAUUUUUGAGUAUUAUCUCUUUACAGCCUUGCCAUUGGCCAAAAAUUGUUCUCGUUAUGUGUUCUGAAACUAUUACGAUAAUAAUAAUAAGUGUUCCUUGCUCACUAACAUAAAAUUGAAGACAUUUUAGCAUUUUAUGUGGUUUAUUUUGUAUAUUAUAAUAGUCUUGAGUUGUGAUCUCCUCGCAUAAACUCCAUUAUGCACACAUAACAGUUAUGCUUAGGCAAAAUACGACACAAAAACUGAAGUUCUCAUAAUAUAAAACCACUUUUGGUAUAUAUAGCCCGGGAGGUAGUGUCAAAUUUAACUGGAGCAUUUAUUUUAGCAUGGCUGUUUUCUUUUUAUUUAGUUAGGUGUUUCAAAGCUUAUUAACAAAUGAUGUGUCAGCUGGCCCAAAACCGGGGAUUUUAGCCAAGAAAAGGUAAAAUGUGAAACUUGAUGGAAAAACGCUAUAACUUAUAUGUCAAAUAUUUAUCACCGUGACUUACGUGUAUAAUAGCCAAUGAUACCUAGCUACUGGCUGUCACCCAGACGAUUCGGGUUCAAAUCGUGGCCCUGAAAAUGUUUUUUGUUUUUAAAAUUGACAUUUUGAUUUGAAAAAUAAUUGUUUUUUGAUAAUACCACGUUUUUAUUAUUUAUACGACACAAUAUAAAAAAGUCUGUAUGUCUUUUAUAGAAUCGUAAACUUUGCAUUUGAUCAUAUAUAUUCAGCUGACGCUUUUUUCUUACAAUCUAAAAUUCAUAAAUUAAUUAUUUAUACUUUUUAAUCUUUGCCAAACUACAUAGUUCAAGAAUAUUUUUUUAUUAUAAAUAAUGUUUAAAAUUUAAAUACCUAAAAAUUACCAGAAAGCCAAAAAAUACUCAAAAAUAUUGCGUAUACUUUUUUUCUAAUAAAUAAUAUUGUUUUUGUGCUGUCUGCGUAAAUAAUGAUUACUUGAUGACUAAGAUUGGUCGUAUUAACUCAGAUACCUUCCCGGGUCCAUGUACAACAACUUUGCUUGAUGUCAUCAUAUGAUCAAAUGCACAGUUUACGAUUCGAUAAGGGCAUACAGACAAACAUUCAUUUUUAUAUAUUAUAGAGAACAAGGAUAUAUUUAGAUUAAUAAGGGGUUGGUGAUAGAAAAGUGAAAAAUUAGUGUAAAAAAAUAAAAAAGAACGUCGGAGGGGGGGGGCACCCCCUUUUUCACUUAGAUCGUACUAACCAAAUAAGCUUUAGGGGAUUAUGUACAACAACUUUGUUUAUUAAGGAGGUCAGUCAUAAUAAUAUUAUGAUAUUAUCAUUAUGAUCAAAUGCAUAGUUUACGAUUCUAUAAGACAUACAUACAGACUUUUUUAUAUUGUGUCGUAUAAAUAAUAAAAACGUGGUAUUAUCAAAAAAAAAUUAUUUUUCAAAUCAAAAUGUCAAUUUAAAAUUAAAAGAUUUUCAGGGCCAGGAUUUGAACCCGAGUCGUCUGGGUGAAAGCCAGUAGCUAGGUAUUAUUGGCUAUUAUACACGUAAGUCAUGGAGAUAAAUAUUUGACAUAUAUAAGUUGUAGCGUUUUUCCAUCAAGUUUCACAUUUUACCUUUUCUUGGCUAAAAUCCCCUGUUUUGAGCCAGCUGACACAUCAUUUGUUAAUAAGCUUUGGAACAUCUAACUAAAUAAAAAGAAAACAGCCAUGCUAAAAUGCUCCGGUUAAAUUUGACACUACCUCCCGGGCUAAUAGGUCAAAAUUUUAAUUAACAACCCACUAUUAGUUUGACAGAUGUGUAAAGAUUUGAUUGUGCAAUUUUCUAGACUGUUAAUUUAUAUAACUAAAACCAAAUAAGUGAUGUUUUCAAAUUUUAGGCUGUAGAUAUCUACAACAUAGUAUAUAUUUAUUAUACCAUGGAAACAAGAAAUUGUGUAACAAAAGGUUUUCUCUUCAUUUUUCUAUUUUCUUUUUGAGAAAUAUAUUAUUGUUUAUAACAGUAUCUACGUAUAUAGAAAUGCAGAGUGUUGAAUAAAAAAUAUAAGACGGAAACAUAAUGGAUGUGCCUUGCGAAUCUACAGGAAUAUUAUUAAAUAUGCUAUAAUUUUACACAAUUUCCUUUUGUCACACAAUCUGCUUGAUCCUUAAAUUUAAAAACAUCCCCGUAAUUACUAAGAAACAAAAAAUGUUAGUAAAUAAAUCUUUAUAUUAGAAACCAAUAAAUAAAAAAUAAAAGGCGUUUAGAUUGCAAUAAAAUGUUGCUAUUUUGGGCUAGUCGUUCGAUCAUCGUUUAAUUAUAGAAUAAGCUAAAAUAUGGUAUUUUUUAUAUUUGAUAGCUUUUUGCCACUAAAAAUGUUCCAGUGAUUGUUAUUUAGAUUUAGUGAUGAACCUUCCUAUGCAUUUUAACUUCAUUUUCAUAUCGGUUACUUUGGUUUGGUUAUUUUAUUAUGUUACUUUUAAUGUAUAACAAGCACAAUGCCUUAUUAAAAUUCUUGUAUAAA